AUGACAAUGGAGGUAACUAUUCACUGCGGCGGCUUUGUUUUGAAUGCUGCCCUCAACAAUCGUGUGCACCCUCGAAAUGGUGCAGUUUCAUCCGACGAGGAACUGAAUGGAGGCGAUGAGAUAUUACAGGACGGGAAACAAAUAUGCGAAGAUCGUGAUCUCAAGGACAGACUGCUGCGUAAAUUCGGGAGCCGUAUAAGUUCUUUAAAGCUGGAGUUUUCAAAGAAGAAAAAGAAAGGAAAGCUACCAAAAGAAGCAAGACAAGCUCUUCUUGAUUGGUGGAAUGUUCAUUAUAAGUGGCCUUACCCUACUGAAGGGGAUAAGAUAGCUUUAGCUGAUGCAACGGGUUUAGACCAGAAACAGAUCAACAAUUGGUUUAUAAACCAAAGAAAACGUCAUUGGAAGCCGUCAGAGAACAUGCCUUUUGCGAUGAUGGACGACUCUAGUGGAUCAUUCUUUACCGAGGAAUGA
Molecule: messenger RNA, 471 nt
Organism: Brassica napus (rape)
Lineage: Eukaryota; Viridiplantae; Streptophyta; Magnoliopsida; Brassicales; Brassicaceae
Product: homeobox protein knotted-1-like 6
Exons: 3
Coding region: 1-471 (156 amino acids)
Biological process (GO): regulation of DNA-templated transcription
Molecular function (GO): DNA-binding transcription factor activity, RNA polymerase II-specific; DNA binding
Source: RefSeq, a predicted model, not a curated record